Messenger RNA from Acanthamoeba castellanii str. Neff, 747 nucleotides. RefSeq lists its product as uncharacterized. The transcript is spliced from 4 exons. Bases 1 to 747 code for a protein of 248 amino acids. Gene Ontology annotation, molecular function: protein binding. The record is from RefSeq and is a predicted model, not a curated record. NCBI's taxonomy places the organism in Eukaryota, Discosea, Longamoebia, Acanthamoebidae.
AUGGGCGGGUGCUUUGGGAAGGGGCUGACGAAAACGGAGAUGGCCAUCGUGGAGGCCCGAGCGCUGCAGAAGCACGACCAUGAUGUCAACGAGGUCAACCUGCUCCUUGACGAUCCCUUUCCCUUUCAUGUGUGGGAAGAAAUCACAUCGCUCCUCCGCCUCCCUCACAACCGCCAACAAAUCGAGCUCCUCCAGGUGCGGCCGGACGAGUAUUGGGACGCGCCCACGUCCGGGCGUGCGGCGUUGGGCGACCAGCGCAUCGAGACGCUCGCGGCCGCGCUGGCCAAUAGCUCGACUGAGGAGCGGGCCUGGCGCGACGCGGCCCAGAUCGCGAUGGGCGAUGGCGGGAGCGAUGGAAGCGAGCAGAGCCAGGAAGCGCCUUCGCCGCCGGCGCUCAAGUCGCUCUACCUGGACUUCAACAACAUCGGACCCGACGGCGCCAAGCACCUCGCCCGGAUGAUCCACCUUAUGGACCACCGGCAGGCGUGCGCGCUGGCCACGCUGAGCCUCAACAACAACCGCAUCGGGGACGAGGGCGCCAUCGCGCUCGCCCGGGCCAUCAGGGGCAACCACAGCCUGCAGCGAAUUUUCCUGCGAGACAACGCCAUCGGCCCCGCAGGGAGCCAGGCGUUGGCGGAUGCGGUGGCGGCGAAUGGUACCUUGCUCGAGGUGGACAUGGCGGGCAACCAGGGCGAGGCCGCCAUCCAAUCGAUCGCAGAUGCGUUGGCGCGAAACAAGCGACAGUGA